Scheffersomyces amazonensis is the source of this 6627-nucleotide messenger RNA. RefSeq names its product bifunctional carbamoylphosphate synthetase/aspartate transcarbamylase (gene URA2). Gene Ontology annotation, cellular component: cytoplasm; cytosol. NCBI's taxonomy places the organism in Eukaryota, Fungi, Ascomycota, Pichiomycetes, Serinales, Debaryomycetaceae. Gene Ontology annotation, molecular function: aspartate carbamoyltransferase activity; metal ion binding; carbamoyl-phosphate synthase (glutamine-hydrolyzing) activity. The record is from RefSeq and is a predicted model, not a curated record. The coding region runs from base 1 to 6627 and encodes 2208 amino acids. Gene Ontology annotation, biological process: UTP biosynthetic process; 'de novo' pyrimidine nucleobase biosynthetic process; L-glutamine metabolic process. The transcript has a single exon.
AUGGUUCAAUUGUCUGCUCCAAUUUCUCCUCCUAUGGAAUCUACAGGAGAUGUCUUAAUGACUUUAGAAACCCAUGAUGGAAUUGCCUUACAAGGUUAUUCAUUUGGUGCUCCAGUCCCAGCUGCCGGGGAAGUUGUUUUCCAAACUGGUAUGGUUGGAUAUCCCGAAUCCAUUACUGAUCCAUCUUAUGAAGGUCAAAUCUUGGUUAUUACUUAUCCUUUAGUUGGUAAUUAUGGUGUACCAGAUCGUCAAUUAUUAGAUGAUGAUUAUACUCCUGCUUUACCAAAAUAUUUUGAAUCAAAUAAGAUUCAUAUUGCUGGUUUGGUUGUCGCUCAUUACACUGAAGAUUUCUCUCAUUUCUUAGCUAAAUCUUCUUUAUCUCAAUGGUUAAAAGAUCAAGGAAUUCCUGCUAUUUAUGGUGUUGAUACAAGAUCUUUAACCAAAAGAUUAAGAGAAAAGGGUUCAACUUUAGGUAGAUUGGCCAUACAAAAGUCAACCUUCACUUCUGAAUCAAUUUUAGCUGAUAACUCUUCAUCAAAUUGGGAGAAAUAUUUUGAAAUUCCUCAAUGGGAUGAUCCAAAUAUUAAGAAUUUAGUGGCUAAAGUUAGUAUUAAACAACCAACAGUUUUCACUCCCAAGGAAUCCAUUAAACUUGGAAAGAAUGGUAAACCAAUUAGAAUUGUUGCUGUAGAUGUGGGUAUGAAAUAUAAUCAAAUUCGUUGUUUUGUUAGACGUGGAGUUGAAUUAAAAGUUGUUCCAUGGGAUUAUGAUUAUACUCAAGAAGAAUAUGAUGGGUUAUUUAUUUCUAAUGGACCUGGAGAUCCAGCUGUUAUGAAUGAAGCUGUAGCUAGAUUAUCUACUGUUAUCAAACAAGCCAAGACUCCAAUCUUUGGGAUUUGUUUAGGUCAUCAAUUGAUGGCCAGAGCCAUUGGUGCAUCCACUUUAAAAUUAAAGUUUGGUAAUAGAGGCCAUAACAUUCCUUGUACUUCAACUAUUUCUGGUAGAUGUUAUAUCACAUCUCAAAACCAUGGGUUUGCCGUUGAUACCACCACUUUAACUCCUGAUUGGAAAGAGUUAUUUGUCAAUGCCAAUGAUGGAUCCAAUGAAGGGAUUUAUCAUGAAACAAAACCAUUCUUUUCCGUCCAAUUCCAUCCGGAAUCAACUCCCGGUCCAAGAGAUACGGAAUUCUUAUUUGAUGUAUUCAUUCAAGCCGUCGAAGAGUUCAAUCAAACGGGAGUUUAUAAACCUGUCGCCUUUCCAGGUGGUAAGAUUGAAGAUAAUCGUGCUGCUCAUCCUCGAGUCGAUGUUAAGAAGGUUCUUGUUUUAGGUUCUGGUGGAUUAUCUAUUGGACAAGCCGGAGAAUUUGAUUAUUCUGGUUCUCAGGCCAUUAAGGCCUUAAAGGAAGAAGGCAUUUAUACCAUAUUAAUUAAUCCAAACAUUGCUACUAUUCAAACUUCAAAAGGGUUGGCUGAUAAGGUAUAUUUCUUACCGGUGACCCCUGAAUUCGUUAGAAAAGUCAUUCAACAUGAACGUCCCGAUGGGAUCUAUUGUACUUUUGGUGGUCAAACUGCUUUAAGUGUCGGUAUCUCAUUAAAGGAUGAAUUUGAAGGGUUAGGAGUUAAAGUCUUGGGUACUCCAAUCGAUACAGUUAUUACUACUGAAGAUCGUGAAUUAUUUGCUAAUGCCAUGACAGAAAUUAAUGAGAAAUGUGCUAAAUCUGAAGCCGUUAAUACGGUUGAUGAAGCGGUGGCUGCUGCUAAUAGAAUUGGUUAUCCAUUAAUCAUUAGAGCCGCUUAUGCUUUAGGAGGGUUAGGAUCAGGAUUUGCUGAUAAUGAACAAGAAUUAGUCGAGUUAUGUUCGAAGGCAUUUGCUACUUCUCCUCAAGUAUUGGUGGAAAGAUCCAUGAAGGGCUGGAAAGAAGUUGAGUAUGAAGUUGUUCGUGAUGCGUUUGAUAAUUGUAUUACUGUUUGUAAUAUGGAGAACUUUGAUCCAUUGGGAAUUCAUACCGGUGACUCCAUUGUCGUGGCUCCAUCUCAAACCUUAUCCGAUGAAGAUUAUAAUAUGUUAAGAACUACGGCUGUUAAUGUCAUUAGACAUUUAGGAGUUGUCGGUGAAUGUAACAUUCAAUAUGCCUUAAAUCCGUUCUCCAAGGAGUACUGUAUCAUUGAAGUUAAUGCCCGUUUAUCGAGAUCUUCUGCCUUGGCCUCUAAGGCCACAGGUUAUCCAUUGGCCUAUACUGCCGCUAAGUUAGGGUUAAACAUUCCCUUGAAUGAGAUUAAGAACUCAGUCACCAAAUCUACCAGUGCCUGUUUCGAACCAUCGUUGGAUUAUGUGGUGGUUAAGAUCCCCAGAUGGGAUUUAAAGAAGUUCACCAGAGUGUCUGCCCUUUUGUCUUCAUCCAUGAAGUCUGUUGGUGAAGUCAUGUCGAUUGGAAGAACGUUUGAAGAAGCCAUUCAAAAGGCCAUUAGAUCUACUGAUUAUCAUAAUUUGGGAUUCAAUAAGACAGCUGCCUUAAUGUCUAUUGAUAUCGAUAGUGAAUUACAAACACCCUCUGAUCAACGAUUAUUUGCCAUUGCUAAUGCCUUAUCCGAUGGAUAUACCGUUGAAAGAGUAUGGGAAUUGACUAAGAUUGAUAAAUGGUUCUUAAACAAAUUGCAGGGACUAAUUCAAUUCGGUAAUAAAGUGGCAUCGUAUGUAACCAAAGAACAAUUACCUUCAUCCGUAUUAAGACAAGCUAAACAAUUAGGAUUUGAAGAUCGACAAAUUGCCAAAUUCUUAAACUCUAAUGAAGUGGCCAUUCGAAGAUUAAGAAAGGAAGCCGGAAUCAUUCCGUUUGUUAAACAAAUCGAUACUGUAGCUGCCGAAUUCCCAGCUUUCACCAACUAUUUAUAUAUUACCUAUAAUGCUGAUUCUUCCGACGUAACCUUUGAUGAACAUGGAGUCAUUGUCUUGGGUUCAGGAGUGUAUAGAAUUGGUUCCUCAGUAGAAUUCGAUUGGUGUGCAGUCAGAGCUAUUAGAACUUUACGUGAAAAUGGUACUAAGACCAUUAUGAUUAAUUAUAAUCCCGAAACAGUAUCUACCGACUAUGAUGAAGCCGAUAGAUUAUACUUUGAAACCAUUAAUUUAGAAAGAGUGCUUGAUAUCUAUGAAUUAGAACAAUCCAAUGGUGUCAUCAUCUCCAUGGGAGGUCAGACUUCAAACAAUAUCGCCUUACCAUUACAUCGUCAAAACGUUAAGAUCUUGGGUACUUCACCAGAAAUGAUCGACUCGGCUGAGAAUAGAUAUAAAUUCUCCAGAAUGUUAGAUAAAAUCGGUGUAGAUCAACCGGCUUGGAAAGAGUUGACUUCGAUUGAAGAAGCCGAAGAGUUUGCUAAUAAAGUAUCUUAUCCCGUAUUGGUCCGUCCAUCGUAUGUGUUAUCCGGAGCAGCCAUGAAUACUGUCUACUCCCAAGAUGAUUUAGAAUCAUACUUGAGUCAAGCCGUCGAUGUGUCACCAGAUUAUCCCGUUGUUAUUACCAAGUAUAUUGAAAACGCUAAAGAAAUUGAAAUGGAUGCCGUGGCUAAAGAUGGUAAAAUGAUUAUGCAUGUUGUUAGUGAACAUGUUGAAAAUGCCGGUGUACAUUCCGGUGAUGCUACAUUAAUUGUUCCACCUCAAGAUUUAGAUCCUAAGACAGUUGAAAGAAUUGUUGAAGCUACGGCUAAAAUCGGUAAAGCUCUUGAUAUUACUGGUCCGUAUAAUAUUCAAUUCAUUGCUAAAGAUAAUGAUAUUAAAGUCAUUGAAUGUAAUGUUCGUGCUUCUCGUUCCUUCCCAUUUAUUUCUAAAGUCGUAGGAACCGAUUUGAUUGAAAUGGCCACUAAGGCAAUUAUGGAUAUGCCAUUAACUCCAUAUCCGGGAGUUAAGUUACCAGAAGAUUAUUGUGCAGUAAAAGUUCCACAAUUCUCCUUCUCUCGUUUAGCAGGUGCCGAUCCUGUAUUGGGAGUGGAAAUGGCAUCGACUGGUGAAGUGGCUACUUUUGGUAGAAAUAAAUAUGAAGCCUACUUAAAAUCGUUAAUCUCGACGGGAUUCAAAUUACCUAAGAAGAAUAUCUUAUUCUCCAUUGGUUCUUAUAAGGAAAAGCAAGAAUUAUUACCAUCAAUUGCAAAAUUACAUGAAUUGGGUUAUAAAAUAUUUGCAACUGCUGGUACGGCUGAUUUCAUUAGAGAUCAUGAAAUCCCCGUGCAUUAUUUAGAAGUAUUGAGUAAAGAAGAAGAUCAAAAAUCCGAAUAUUCUUUAACUCAACAUUUGGCUAAUAAUUUAAUUGAUUUAUAUAUUAAUUUACCAUCGGCCAAUCGUUUUAGACGUCCUGCUUCUUAUAUGUCUAAGGGGUAUGAAUCUCGUCGUAUGGCGGUGGAUUAUUCUGUUCCAUUAGUUACUAAUGUUAAAUGUGCUAAAUUAUUAGUUGAAGCUAUUGCCAGAAAUAUUUCUUUAGAAGUUAGUAAUAGAGAUGCUCAAACUUCUCAUACUACAGCCGUUUUACCUGGUUUAAUUAAUAUUACUUCAUUUGUUACUUCCUUUGAUGAUUUUGAAUCAACCACUAAAUCUUCUUUAGCAGCUGGAUUCACCUUCAAUUCUUUCUUACCUCAAACUUUAGAUGGGUCUAGUGUAGGAGAUUUUGAUUCAUUACUUGAAGCCAUUGAUGUGGCUGGAGCCUCUGCAUAUACUGAUUUCUCAAUAUCAAUUGCUGCAAAUGCUACAAAUGCAGCAGAAGUUUCUGAAGCUGCUCAACAUACUGGUGCAUUAUUCUUACCAUUUAAUGAAUUUGCCAAUUCUUCAGUAUCUGCUAUUUCAUCCCAUUUCGCUUCAUGGCCAGAAAAUAAACCAAUAAUUACCGAUGCUAAAACUACAGAUUUAGCUUCUGUCCUUUUAUUGGCUUCCUUACAUAAUAGAACCAUUCAUAUUACUGGAGUGUCUUCAAAGGAAGAUUUAGAAUUGAUUCAAAUGGCUAAGGAGAAGUUCUUAAGAGUCACUUGUGAUAUUUCUGUUCAUUCAUUAUUUGUUUCAAAGGAUGAAUUAAAUGUUCCAUUCUUACCUACAAAAUGUGAUCAAACUUAUUUAUGGGAUCAUAUUGCUGAUGUUGAUAGUUUUUCAGUGGGUGUAUUACCUUAUUUAAUUGCUAAAGCUCAAGAUCAACCUAUUGUUCCAGGUACUGGAAUUGAAGAAGUAUUACCAUUAUUAUUAACUGCCGUUAAAGAUGGUCGUCUUAGUGUAGAAGAUAUUAUUAAACGAUUCCAUGAUGAACCAGCCAGAAUCUUUAAUAUUCCAAAACAAGAUGCAUCGAUUGAAAUUGAUUUAGAUAGACGUGUACUUGUUGGUAAAUAUUCUUCAACUAAAUUAUAUGGUUCUGUUGAUAGAGUAUCAUUCCAUGGAGAAACUGCUUGUUUAGAUGGUAAAGUUAUUACUGCUGCUGGGUUAGGUAAACAUGAAAUUGAACCAAGAAGUAGAUUUAGUUCAAUUGCUGCUAUUCCUCAAUCUCCAGCUCUUGGUAGAAAAUCAAAGGAUAGAGUUUCAUUCUCAAGUGAUAUUCGUCGUCCAUCAUUUGUUAAGGAAACUCCUCAACCAACUCCAACUGAUUUUGAAAAAUUCGGAGCUGAUUUAGUUUCUCAACCUCCUGGUGCUUUAAGUGAAGUUAAUGCUUUAGCUAAUUAUAUUAGAAAUCAUAAUACUUUCCUUAGAAAUUCAGUAUUAUCAGUUAAAGAUGUUACUAGAGCUGAUUUACAUGCAUUAUUUACUGUUGCUCAAGAAAUGAGAUUAGCUGUUGAAAGACAAGGUGUAUUGGAUAUUUUACAAGGUAGAGUAUUAGCUACUAUGUUUUAUGAACCAUCUACUAGAACUUCUUCAUCAUUUGAUGCUGCUAUGCAAAGAUUAGGUGGUAGAGUUGUGGCAGUAGCUGCUGGUUCAUCAUCAGUUAAAAAGGGUGAAACUUUACAAGAUACUAUUAGAACUUUAGCAUGUUAUGCUGAUGCAGUUGUAUUAAGACAUCCAGCAGAAGAAUCAGCCGAUAUUGCUGCUAAAUAUUCACCAGUUCCAAUUAUUAAUGGAGGUAAUGGAUCAAAAGAACAUCCAACUCAAGCCUUUUUAGAUUUAUUCACUAUUAGAGAAGAAUUAGGUACAGUUAAUGGUAUUACAGUUACAUUUAUGGGAGAUUUAAAAUUCGGUAGACCAGUUCAUUCAUUAGUACAUUUAUUACGUCAUUAUCAAGUAAGAGUUCAAUUGGUUUGUCCAAAGGAAUUAGCUUUACCUGAAGAAAUUAGACAAAUUUUAAUUGAUAAUAAUAUGUUAAGAGUUGAAUCUGAAGUAUUAACAAAAGAAAUUAUUGCAAAAUCAGAUAUCUUAUAUUGUACAAGAGUUCAAGAAGAAAGAUUCCAAGAUAAACAAGAAUAUUUAAGAUUAAAGGAUACUUAUAUUGUUGAUAAUAAGAUUUUAUCUUAUGCUAAACAACAUAUGGCAGUUAUGCAUCCAUUACCAAGAACUAAUGAAAUUAGAGAAGAAGUUGAUUUCGAUCAAAGAGCUGCUUACUUUAGACAAAUGAGAUAUGGUUUAUUUGUUAGAAUGGCCUUAUUAGCUAUGGUCAUUGGAGUAGACUUUUAG